AUGCGGAGACGCUGGUUGGCGGCGAUCUCGGAGGCGUGCCGGUACGGACUCACACAUGAUGCGGGCAAUCCCAUAGUAUUCUCAACUCCUUCCUUUUUCUCUCUGUCGACAUGCAAGACUAGCUUCGGCGCAUACGUACUGCAGACAUCGAGGGCAUCUGAACAAGACGACCACGAAAUGACUCUGGGGCGAAGAAUUCUCGGGACGGUUGCAGCCGUUAGUGUCUUCACGACGCGAUUCAACAGUCACGCUGCUGCCAGUCCCCGUGUAGAAGAGCAGAAGCCCAUUAUCGAUUCAGAAUCGCAGGAUGUAGAGUACGACUCACACUGGACAAGAUCACCACUAUACGAGCGUGCCGAGUCGUUGAUGAAGGAGAGUCCUCUCAUCGACACACAUAUUGAUCUCCCGCAGAUCAUUCGGUCCCUCGACCGUCAUCCACUGUCCAUCCUGCCCGACCUUGCGACAUACACACCUGGUCAUAUCGACAUCCCUCGCCUCCGAAAAGGCAAUCUCGGGGCAGCCUUCUGGACGGUCUGGGCGCCAUGUCCGGACUUCCUGGGCAUCGAAGUCGGCGCCGACUACAACAUACCCAACGACGGUCUUCGCGAUGCCUUGGAAGUGCUCGAUCUGAUCAAUCAGAUGAUAGCGUCGCACCCCGACCAUUUCCAGUACGCCCGUUCAUCUGAAGACAUCCGCUCAGUCUUCAAGUCAGGCAAAGUCGCCAGUCUACUUGGGAUGGAAGGCACCCACUUCCUGGGGAACUCCUUAUCCACCGUCAGACUAUUCGCACAACUAGGCGUCCGCUACGUCAGUCUCACACACAUGUGCCACAGUGCAUUUGCAUCGUCUUCCGGGUUCGGAAAGCCCAUGGCUCCGUCGGGCCACGAAGGCAACGGUCUCUCAGACCUUGGGAGAGAGCUCAUCGCCGAGCUGAACCGCUUAGGGGUCUUGGUUGAUCUCUCUCACUCGAGCGACGAGACUGCGAGGCAGGCUAUCGAAAUUUCCAAGGCACCUGUGGUGUGGACACAUUCCGUCUCGCGGGCUCUGCACGAUCACCCGCGGAAUGUGCCUGAUGAUGUCCUGAAGUUGAUUGGCUCCGGCGAGGGCAAGAACCCUGGGGUUAUACAGUGUGUCUUCUUCCCUGCGUUUGUGGGCCCCACGGUCGAGUCUGCCAAUGUCUCAAGGCUCGCGGACCAUAUUGAGCAUGUUACUGGUAUAGUGGGAAAGAAGCAUGUGGGGAUAGGGUCCGACUUCGACGGGAUGUUUGCUUCCGUCAAAGGUCUUGAGGAUGCCAGCAAGUAUCCGAACUUGAUCACCGAAAUGCUGAUCCGUGGCUGGUCGGACGAGGAGGUCAAAGACCUCAUGGGGCGCAAUCUCAUGCGAGUUAUGGACGAGGUGGAUGCCGUUGCGGAGGGUCUGAAGUCUGAGAAAGUCUCGACAGCGAUCUGGGAAAAGCGAACGGACCUGCCGGCUCAAUGGGGCGGCGACGACAAUAUGUUCUACCCGUACGAGGUGCAGGAUAUCCAGGCCAAGAUACCCCUGCAUGACGAGUUGUGA
This is a messenger RNA of Diaporthe amygdali, 1557 nucleotides long. RefSeq lists its product as uncharacterized. The record is from RefSeq and is a predicted model, not a curated record. Lineage: Eukaryota; Fungi; Ascomycota; Sordariomycetes; Diaporthales; Diaporthaceae. Gene Ontology annotation, biological process: proteolysis. The coding region runs from base 1 to 1557 and encodes 518 amino acids. Gene Ontology annotation, molecular function: metallodipeptidase activity. The transcript has 3 exons.